CUGUGAGUGAAGAGGAGAGACACAGAGACAGUGAAGGUGCAGAAAGAAAGAGAGCCAUCUCUUUGUUUUGCACUUCUUCCUCUGCUCAGCUCCUCUUUGCUAACGCAAACACCCUCUAAUCCAACACAGAAAUGGACGCAGCAGCAGCAGCUCCUGGAGGCAGCAAGGCCGCUCCCCCCAAGUUCAAGCAGAAGGAGACCAGGCAGUUCAAGAGCAAGGCUCCCAAAGCUGGACAGAAGGGAUUUAAUGACGUUCCUGGGAUGGAGGGCCUUGGAGAUGCAGCGAUCGUCUGCCCCUGGGAGGCGUUUGGCGACAUGGAGCUGAGUGAUCUUGCCCAGUUUGGCAUCGUCUAGACCUUCAUGCCAAGCAGGAACAGUUUAUUCUUGGUGGCUGCUAUCCAGCAGCUGUCCCCUUUCCAGCUCUUUCUCCUCACUUCCAUUGUGGAGAACCACUGAAGAAUGAAGUGGGAGUUGUUUUUCUUCGACCCUUCGAUCAGUGGAGGAAGAAGCUCUUGGACUGCAGCCCCCGGGAAUGACUCAUGGGCCAUUACCAUCUGGAAGACUUCUCUGAGCUUUGGACAGUCUUUGAUCACACGGUAGUGGCCUCAGUCUCCUGUGUAGCCCAGCAACAGAGUAAAAGUGUCACUCACUGUACCGCCGCUUGGGUUUCGUUGAUGGGAUUGUUGGCCAAAAUCCCCACAAUAUACAUUCUGUGAUCUAUCUAUCU
Salarias fasciatus (jewelled blenny) is the source of this 726-nucleotide messenger RNA. RefSeq names its product retinal cone rhodopsin-sensitive cGMP 3',5'-cyclic phosphodiesterase subunit gamma-like. The record is from RefSeq and is a predicted model, not a curated record. Gene Ontology annotation, biological process: positive regulation of epidermal growth factor receptor signaling pathway; positive regulation of G protein-coupled receptor signaling pathway; visual perception. The transcript has 4 exons. Gene Ontology annotation, molecular function: 3',5'-cyclic-nucleotide phosphodiesterase activity; cGMP binding. Lineage: Eukaryota; Metazoa; Chordata; Actinopteri; Blenniiformes; Blenniidae. Gene Ontology annotation, cellular component: photoreceptor outer segment membrane. Bases 132 to 353 code for a protein of 73 amino acids.